AUGGAGCUGGAGUGGUGCACGAAUCUCUUCCAGCAGUUGGGGCACUCGCAGGGCUUCUCUUACCCGUGCGUCCAAGAAAGAGCCACCCUGAGCCAGGAAGGUGGACAGAGCUUCAGCCAGAGUUCAGAGCUGGUGGUCCAUAAAAAGCUUCAUGAUGGGGAGAAGCCCCACAAGUGCUUGCAGUGUGGGAAGAACUUUAGGUGGAGCUCCAACCUGAUCAGCCACCAGAUGAUCCACACUGGGGAGUGGCCUUACGAGUGUGGGGAGUGUGGGAAGGGCUUCAGCUACAGAUCCAACCUUGUGACCCACCAACGUCUCCACACUGGAGAGAGGCCCUACGAGUGUCCCCAGUGUCAGAAGAGGUUUCCGAGCAGCUCCAAUCUCCUCCAGCACCAGCGGAUUCACACUGAGGAGAGGCCCUUCCUCUGCCCUGAGUGCGGGAAGGGCUUCAAGCGCAACUCCAACCUCAUCAUCCACCGGCGCAUCCACACUGGGGAGAGGCCCUACCAGUGUGCCACACGUGGGAAGAGGUUUCAGACAAGCUCCCAUCUCCUCCUGCAUGAGCGGAUUCACACGGAUGAGAGGCCCUUCCACUGCCCCAACUGUGGGAAGGGUUUCAAGCACAACUCCACCCUCAUUACCCACCGACGCAUCCACACAGGGGAGAGGCCCUACAAGUGUCCCCAGUGUGAGAAAAGCUUCACCAGUAGCUCUCACUUGACCAGACACCAACGGAGCCACCAGGGCCGGAGGUCUUACAAGUGUGAGGAGUGUGGGAAGAGCUUCAGCUGGAUCUCCUGCCUGAUUGUCCACCUGAGGAGGCACACCGAGGAGAGGUGUUACAAGUGUGAGGAGUGUGGGAAGAGUUUCAGCCGGAUCUCCCACCUGACUGUCCACAUGAGGAGGCACACCGGGGAGAAACCCUACGAGUGUGAUAAAUGCAGAAAGGGGUUUCAGACCAGCUCUGAUCUCCUCAGGCACCAGCGCACUCACACAGAGGAGAGGCCCUUCCUCUGCCCCGACUGCGGGAAAGGCUUCAAGUACAACUCCUCCCUUGUCAGCCACCAGCACAUGCACACCCAGGAGAGGCCCUAUGAGUGUCCCGAGUGUGGGAAGAGAUUCACCCACAAGUCGAACCUGAUUGUCCACAAGAGGAUCCACACUGGCGAGAGGUCUUACGAGUGUGGGGAGUGUGGGAAGAGCUUCUGCCAGCGCUCCCACCUGAUCUACCACCUGAGGAGCCACACUGGGGAGAAGCCCUAUGAGUGUGAUAAAUGCAGGAAGAGGUUUCAGACCAGCUCUCAUCUUGUCAGGCACCAGAGGAUUCACACGGAGGAGCGGCCCUUUCGCUGCCCUGACUGCGGGAAGGGCUUCAGGGACAACUCCACCCUCGUGACCCACCGGCGCAUCCACAGUGGGGAGAGGCCCUAUGAGUGUCCUGAGUGUGGGAAGAGCUUCUCUCAGAGCUCUAUCUUGAGCAGA
Molecule: messenger RNA, 1482 nt
Organism: Melospiza melodia melodia
Lineage: Eukaryota; Metazoa; Chordata; Aves; Passeriformes; Passerellidae
Product: zinc finger protein 665-like
Exons: 4
Biological process (GO): regulation of transcription by RNA polymerase II
Cellular component (GO): nucleoplasm
Molecular function (GO): RNA polymerase II cis-regulatory region sequence-specific DNA binding; DNA-binding transcription repressor activity, RNA polymerase II-specific
Source: RefSeq, a predicted model, not a curated record